Molecule: messenger RNA, 696 nt
Organism: Aspergillus oryzae RIB40
Lineage: Eukaryota; Fungi; Ascomycota; Eurotiomycetes; Eurotiales; Aspergillaceae
Product: cytochrome b561 domain-containing protein
Exons: 4
Coding region: 1-696 (231 amino acids)
Molecular function (GO): transmembrane monodehydroascorbate reductase activity
Source: RefSeq, a predicted model, not a curated record
AUGAGCCGCUGUUGGGCAGACCGGGCGAUGUCGUCCAGAAGGAGGAUGAAUAUAUCAUCUAUAAUCUGUUCACCGCCCGACUUAACGGAUCGCCUGGUUUCAGGAACGGCCAGUCUGGCGCAAUUUGGAAUAUGGAUUAUCGCCAUCCUGGUCUGGGCGGGUAUCUUCUCCCAUCCACUGAUACUCUUCUCUGCCCAUCCGCUCCUCAACUCAUCUGCGCUACUCCUCCAAGUUCAAGCUGCACUCAUCCUCCAACCCACAGCGACACCCCAGCAGAAACUCAAAGGCGCGCGCAUCCAUUACCUCAUCCAGGCCAUCAGCGUGGCGGCCUUUAUCGCGGGCUUCAUCGUCAUCGAAGUCAACAAGGGCAGUCAUGCACGCUUCACCUCGCCUCACGGUGUGAUGGGCCUGGUUACCUAUAUCCUCAUCAUCAUACAGGCUGCCGGAGGAGUCAUACAGUACUUUAUCCCGGUUCAGGUCUUGGGCAGUGUGGACAAUGGUAAGAAGCUUUACAAGUACCAUCGUCUGUCGGGGUAUGUCUUGCUACUUCUCGAACUUGCGACUGUUGCCGCUGCUACGCGGACGACCUUCAACUUGGCUGUGCUGGCGAUUCCGCUGUGGGCUGUGGUUGUGGGCGCUGUUCUGGUGAUCUCGGGCGUUGGGGCGAGAGUCAAGAAGCACAAGCUGGGUCUAUGA